Lachancea lanzarotensis is the source of this 843-nucleotide messenger RNA. It is a transcript of the gene DSC2, whose product is annotated as LALA0S01e01618g1_1. The record is from RefSeq and is a predicted model, not a curated record. The transcript has a single exon. The coding region runs from base 1 to 843 and encodes 280 amino acids. NCBI's taxonomy places the organism in Eukaryota, Fungi, Ascomycota, Saccharomycetes, Saccharomycetales, Saccharomycetaceae.
AUGGCCACCGAGACGCCUCAGGGCCUCUCAAGCUUUCCGGUGACGAAGCUAUGCACACUUUUGAGUUUAGGAAUACCAGUUUUUGCCUCAGUAGCCGGUGUCAAAUAUUGGUUUCUGCUUUACACCGAUCCAUUUAUCUCAACUUACAAACAGUACUACAGGUUGAUGACAUUCCAGAUUUCGGCGGUGAAUGAGACGGAUGUAAUACUAAUAACACUUAUAUGGUACUACUACAGGCAUCUGGAAAGACUGCUGGGCAGUCGAAAAUACUUGAGUCUGAUAGCAUUGACAUGGAUGUACACCAGCGUUGUUGUCCUUGUGACAGCUUGGAUAUUUAAUUUGAAUCCAUUCUUGAAGUGGAAUCGGUUCACCACUGGUGCUCUUCCCAUUGUGAUGAGUCUUUUCCAUUUUUACAAGGAGCACACGCCGCGAAUGUAUCGAUUUGACGUAAAAAUAAUCAAACCGUUGGGGUCCCGGUCCAAACAAAUCAAAUGGAGUUUCAAUGACCAGUUUGUAAUAAACGCUUUGGUUGCCAUCUUAAUGUUGAACCAGGGCCUCGUGGGGGUGGUUACCGCGUUCUUGAGCUGGAUGUGCGGCGUUUUCAUCGAACGAGGACUUUUCCCGGGAUCUGAAGUGUUCAGGCUCCCGCUAUUCAAGAAGAGUGCUCAACCAGGACCAUCAAGGGGUGUGGUAGCUGCCGGACCAGAGCCGAGCCCGUCUGAAUCAGGAAGUUUGCAUGCCGCACAAGGCGAGAAUGGCCAGGAAGUAGAGCCUGGCGAUGAGCCCAGUGACGAGCCUGCACGUCCCCUUGGGGUUCAAUUUCUAAACACGUUUAGGAUGUAG